Andrographis paniculata is the source of this 1202-nucleotide messenger RNA. Its product is annotated as probable thiol methyltransferase 2. The transcript is spliced from 9 exons. The record is from RefSeq and is a predicted model, not a curated record. Gene Ontology annotation, molecular function: S-adenosylmethionine-dependent methyltransferase activity. The coding region runs from base 45 to 899 and encodes 284 amino acids. NCBI's taxonomy places the organism in Eukaryota, Viridiplantae, Streptophyta, Magnoliopsida, Lamiales, Acanthaceae.
CUCUAAGCCAUCGAAAGCCAAAGAGGGAUUGUUAUAUUACUACAAUGCGUCGGUGUUCCCUUAUCUACCGCUCCGAUCCGGUUGCCUAUACCUUGGGAAAUCUCUCCACUUUCUGUACUGGAGCGCGCUUCUUCAAGAGCUCACCUGUAAAACCCGGUGGUGGUAACAACAUGGAACCCUCCAAAUCCAAAUUCAAAUCGCCCAUCCCUCUUGAUGCCAGAGUCAACUCGUUCCAGCAGGUCUUGCGCUCAGCGUCAGCCUCAGACUCCCCGCUUAAUGGGUGGGAGAAGUGCUGGAAUGAAGGUCUAACACCUUGGGAUUUGGGGUCCCCCACCCCACUCCUUGUUCACCUUCACACCACGGGAUCCCUUCCAAAAGGCAGAGCCCUCAUACCCGGCUGCGGAGCCGGUUAUGAUGUGGUGGCAAUUGCAUGCCCUGAGCGUCAUGUUAUAGGUAUAGACAUAUCAGAGAGUGCCAUUAAGAAAGCAUCUGAACUCUCCUCCGGAUCACCAAAUGCAGAGCAUUAUAGUUUUUUAAAGACUGACUUCUUUACCUGGUGCCCUUCGGAGCUUUUUGAUCUCAUAUUUGACUAUACGUUUUUCUGUGCCAUUGAGCCAGAGCUAAGACCGACUUGGGCUAGAAAAAUUUGUGAUCUCCUGAAACCAGAUGGGGAACUAAUAACUCUGAUGUAUCCGAUUGAUGAUCAUGAGGGUGGGCCUCCCUACAGAGUAACAGCUACUGAUUAUGAAGAGGUGUUGGAUGGUGUGGGCAUGAAAGCAAUUCAGAUUGUAGACAAUGAGUUAGCUGUUGCUCCUCGAAUGGGACGAGAGAAACUAGGGCGAUGGAGGAAGAGAUGUGGUCAAUCCCAAUUAUCCGGAGUAUCCAAAUCCUCACUCUAACUUUGAGUAUGCAAACGCCAUUCUUUAGAUGUAGGUCGUUCCUGGGUGUUGCUCAAUUCGUGUUCCAAAUCUUUUGUUGGGAGGUAGGUAUAUGGAUACAAAUGCUAAAUUUCUGGACCAUGAGCAAAAAGGAAAUUCAACGAGGUAGAAUGUUAUACUCAAUUCCUUUGUCAGUGCAAAGGGUAUUUAUGGAACAACAAAGUUGAAUCCGAAUCAUUUGGGCAUAUUCAAUGUAUGAUUGAGGUAAUUCUGAAUGUUAUUUCAGAAAAUACAUUCACAUAAUCGUGAGUAAUUAUCUAUGAA